Mobula hypostoma (lesser devil ray) is the source of this 2325-nucleotide messenger RNA. RefSeq names its product leucine rich repeat containing 31 (gene lrrc31). The transcript is spliced from 12 exons. Gene Ontology annotation, molecular function: protein binding. NCBI's taxonomy places the organism in Eukaryota, Metazoa, Chordata, Chondrichthyes, Myliobatiformes, Myliobatidae. The record is from RefSeq and is a predicted model, not a curated record. Bases 290 to 1990 code for a protein of 566 amino acids.
CACCUGGGACCGGAAACGAGAUCCCAGUCCCGGUCGUAAAAUCCUGGUCCCGGUUCGGCUGAAGUUUCGCCCGGGAUCUUCGGUUAGAGCUGCUCAGCUUCCUGGGAGAGACGAGAGGAACUAAUCCGCAGGAGCAAAUAAAAGUAAAGCAGAGUCAAAGCAGAGCAGCCAUUGUGUGAGUGGACCAGUGUAGGAGUGGGAACUUGAGGCUUCGGUGAGGAGGCGCAAGUAAGUAGCAGGUGCCAGCAAGAAGAAAUAGUAGUCCGGGGCCUUUGCUUUUGUUAUCAAAAUGGAGACUACAGAUUCCAAACAUCAGAAGACAGGAAGUAUCAAACAGUCAAGGUCGCCCUUCGACCUGAUCGUGAACCAGAUAUGGAGAAAAAAAUCUUUGACAGAGAGAUGGCCACAGUCGUCAGUAUCCCGCUUUUUCAAAAAGUCUGAUAAUUCUACUAAAACUGACUGCUCUACAGGAAGGGAUGGACUGGAAGAAGUAUCACUAGAUUCUGAAGCCAAUGAAAACAAGUCAACAAUUUCAGAUGUUGAGGAUCCUGCAACAAGGUGGCAACAAGUUGUUGAAUUCAUGGACAAGCUGGGCAAGAAGCCACACCACAAAUGCUUGAAUCUCAAUAACAGUGGGCUCACCGUGAAUGAGAUUGUCCAGUUGGCUGCUGUACUGCCAAACUUUCCAUCCUUGGAGGAGCUGGACUUGUCAUGGAAUGAAUCGAUUGGUGGAGCUCUGAAUGUGCUGACCAGUCAUUUUCAACAUAUACCCCAGCUAAGGGUGCUUGAGCUGUCCAGUUGUGCCCUCUCUGCGUUGGACAUCUCCUCACUGGGUGAAUCCAUCCAGCUCUUGGUUAACAUUGAAAAGAUCGAUUUAUCCUGGAAUUGUGACCUGGGAGGGAACCUCUUGCUCUUUACUCAGAAACUUCAGCCAAGCUUUACACUGAAGAUUCUAAAGCUAGUGGAUUGUAAUCUAACAGCUGAAGAUGGAAUUGCCUUGGGGAAAACUUUAUCCGUAAUCACAAAUUUGGAAAUCCUGGACCUUUCCAUGAAUAAACAUGUUGGAUGUGGUUUAGCAGGUUUAUUUCAAGAACUUAAGUGUGUUCCACAUCUCCAAGUGUUAAAAUUAUGCAACUGUGGCUUAACACAAGAGAAUAUACAAGACUUGGGUAUUGCACUGAACCAUGUUCCUGCUAUGAAAAAACUGGUAUUAUCGCGUAACAGCAUUGCUGGUGGCUUCAAGGAGUCAGCAACGCAUUUACUGAACGUCACAGAACUCCAAGUGUUUGAUAUUCAUGAUUGUUCGUUGACUGAAGAUGAUAUUUCUGCCUUGACACAGAUAAUUCCCUUACUGAAGAAUCUUCAAGUGCUGAAUUUAGCAAUGAAUAAGAAUAUAGGAGAUGCUGUGAGGAAUUUGAUUGCACGGAUUCGCUUUUUACCAAAGUUCAAAGGUCUUGGUGUCAACAACUGUAAUUUAUUCAAAGAAUCUAUUGUGGAAUUGGCCGACACCCUUCCAAACUUGACGGAACUCGAGACGUUGGACUUGUCUUGGAAUAAGUGCCUUAGUGGAAAUGUGGGACUGCUUGUCCAGAUGUUGCAAAGUGAGACUCGCCUCCGUGUGGUGAAAUUGUGCAGCUGCAAUCUGACAGGCCAGGAUUUAGCAUCUCUCGUGUCCCUCUCGUGUGCUGGAUUUUUAUCAAGCCUCGAAACGCUGCAUUUAACAUAUAACGACACAGUUGAUGACCAAUCUUGGGUGAUGUUCUUCAAAGAAAUUGAUGGCCUGAAGGCACUCUCUGAACUGGAUAUUGGCCUAAUGCCUUUAAGUCAUCGAGAAUGCAGCCCCUGGUUGGCUGUACUACUGAGCUGUCUGCCUCGGCUCCCCUCACUCCUGGAAUUGGGUAUGCACCACUGGGUUAUCUCUGCUUCUCAGUGCGAACUUCUGGACACAUUCAACCACCAACAUCAGCGGAAUAUCCACUUCACCUAUUAGAUUGUCAGCUUUUAUUGAAAUAAAUAUUCAAAAAUCCAAAUCACAGGUAAUAUAAAAGUUAAAGCAAUUCAGCUUCAGACAUGAUUCCGUACCAUUCACUGCUGAUAUUGCCUACGACUGAAAUGCAUCAGUGCACUGUGGUAAUGAAGCUGCUGCUGAAUGAUAUGUCACGGUCACACUUCAGUUAAGGAAUAACUGCAGGGUGCAAAUGCUGGGGUAAAUGAGGUUCGGAGUACUUGAUAUGGCCGCUCUGGAACAGUUUCUAAAGCUGGACUAUGCAGGGUUUCUCAUUGUAAAGAUAGCUGAUUAUUACUUCCAUUAAAAGGUAUCUCAAU